CCUGGCGUCUUCCUGCCUGGCCUCUUCCUGCCUGGCAUCUUCCUGCUGGCAUUUUUCAGCUUGGCAUCUUCCUGUGCUUCCUGGUUGCUGUCUUGUGCUGGGUGACUUCCCACCUGGCCUCCUUCCGCAUGGCGUCCAAAAGGACUAAGAUACUAAAAGAAGACAUAGCCGAUGGAUCCUAGUUCGUGGCCAGCUGGCCGUUUGAGGCUGAUAGCCAGAGAAAGGCUAGAUGAUGCUAGAUGAUGCGAGAUGAUGCUAAAUGGUGCUAGAUGAUGCAGGAUGCUUCUCAAACCGCAGACCCCCAUGUGAGACCACGUGGAUGGGGAUACCAUGGAACCGAAAGACGUCAGACACCAUCAUAAUUACAUUUAACUGUAAAUGUAAAACAUGCUUUUUUCCAACAUUAUGGCUAUUUAUGUUAUGCUAAUACAAUAAUAUUGAUAGUAUUGGUAGUGAUGAAUAAUAUUGGUAAUAUUGGUGGUGAUGAACAAUAACGUUGGCAAUAUUGGUAGUGAUGAAUAAUAAUGUUGGUAAUAUUGGUGGUGAUUAAUAAUAAUAAUGUUGGUUAUAUUGGUGGUGAUGAAUAAUAAUGUUGGUAAUAUUGGUGGUGAUUAAUAAUAAUAAUGUUGGUUAUAUUGGUGGUGAUGAAUAAUAAAGUUGGUAAUACUGGUAGUGAUGAAUAAAAAUAGGGAGCAUAUUGUGGGUGCUGUCUCUUUAAGAGCUUGCAAACAAUCACACCCCCUUCACCCCUCCCCUCCACACACGAGUCAUCGGACCUGUCAAUCACCGUGGCGGCGCCCUUUGAUGUGGGGGCUGGCGGCGUUGUCCCGCUCCGUCUUUCAGAGGACAUCGUCGUCAUCGUCAUCAUCAUCAUCGGCAGUCCUCCUCCACGCGCACUACUUUGUCUUCUUCCGGUGAGGACAAAAGCGGACAUUAGUGUAGUUCUAGCAAGUUUGCCGGAGUUGCCUGCCGUCUUCGCGGACAUGCCUCAACAUGGGGGGGACGACCUGGGCGCCACCGACGAGAUGAUCGCCUUCAAAGACGAAGGCGAGCAGGAGGAGAAGAUCCAGGAGAGCGCCUUCACCGAGAGAGACCUGGCCGACCUCAAGUCUUCUCUGGUCAACGAGUCCGAGAUCCAUCAGAACCCCGCUGGUGCUGCUGGCGCCUCGGCGCUCCGGCGAGGACAGCCCGCCGAGCAGAGGAACUUCAACAAACAACUGGACGGCGCAUCAAAGCAGCAAGACGGCGGCGUGUACAAGACGCCGGGCUACCCCGGCUACCCCUUCCUGAUGCUGCCGGACCACUACCUCCCCAACAGCUCUGUUUCGCCCACGUCCAACAAAGUGUCGGUGGUGCAGCCGUCCCACGGGAUGCACCCGCUCACGUCGCUGCUGCCUUACGCCAACGAGCACUUCAGCCCGAGCCCGCCGCACCUGCCCGCCGACAUGAGCCAGAAGACAGGCGUUCACAGGCACCAGUCCCAGGACCUUUCGGGAUACUACUCGCUCCCCGCAGGCGGCGUGGGCCAGAUUGCUCCGUCCAUGGGCUGGUUCUCCCAUUCCCUCAUGCUGGGCCCAUCAGGCAUGCACCCCACGGGGAUCCCCCACCCUGCCAUCGUGCCCCCCUCAGGCAAGCAGGAGCACGAGCAGUACGACAGAGGCGUGUACGUGAAGCCCCAGGUGGAGUCCAAGCGUGAGAAGGAGCCCAAGAAGCCGGUCAUCAAGAAACCUCUCAACGCCUUCAUGCUCUACAUGAAGGAGAUGAGGGCAAAGGUCAUCGCCGAGUGCACGCUCAAGGAGAGCGCCGCCAUCAACCAGAUACUUGGACGCAGGUGGCACGCGUUGACCCGGGAGGAGCAGGCCAAGUACUACGAGCUGGCCCGGAAGGAAAGACAACUCCACAUGCAGCUCUACCCCACCUGGUCCGCCCGGGACAACUACGGGAAGAAGAAGAGGAGGAAACGGGACAAGCAGCAGGACUCCAACUCAGAGCCUGCUUCUCCUAAGAAAUGUCGAGCUCGCUUUGGCCUCCAGCAGCAAACAGACUGGUGCGGUCCUUGCAGGAGGAAGAAGAAGUGCAUUCGCUUCCUUGAGGGAGGUCGCUGCUCCGCUUCAUCUUGUUCACAUCUAAGUGACUCUCCCCCCUCCCCCACGCCCCGCCGCAGCCGACCCCCCCCUCCCCCUAAACGUGCCCGGCCGGACCCGUCGCUCAAAGCCGCCACUUGAAUCAAGUGACCUUGGCUCACCUUCGUGUGGCCGGGAUGCCGUUUCCAUGGCAACGUCCACUAAACACCAGGCCGUCUUUGUUUGAAAAAAAGAUUUGCUUGAAUGUAAAACAAACCGUUUCAUUUCCAGCCCCGCCCACCUUCUCCCAUUUCACAUCAACAUUUGCAAUAAAAGCAAGUUUUUUGAUGAUUACAUUGGGUUGAGCUGCAGAGCCCUCCCCUUCUCCGCCGCGUACGCUCGUUCCGGUAACAACGUAGUACGUAGUACACACACAGUAUGAAAUACUAGCCACUAAUGGCUGACUGAAGGCUCCAGUGGCGUGUGACAGCAUACGCGGACAUCAACCGUCUGCUGCAAUAUGGCAGCUUGUGGUGGAAGAGGGAACACGGCCAAUGGUAAACGUGUCCCUCGACGUUUGCCGUCCCCUUCGUCCACAAGCAAAAGCACGUAGUAGCGCCGUCAGCGCCAUGUUGGCGGGCUACGGUCAUCUCACAUUGACAGAAAAAUACCCGCUUGGGAAUAGGAAGAAAUUCACGAGAAAAAGUCACCUGAAUGUACAAGAAUAAAGUUGCCAUUUUAUUAGAAUAAAGUCAUAAAUUGAUGACAAAGGUCACACCAGCCCCCCCCCCCCCUUCCAUAGCCGCACCACUUUUUUUCUCUCAUGAAUUUAUGACUUUAUUCUCCAAAUAUUACCACUUUAGUCUCGUAAACUUACGACAUGAUUCUCAAAACCUCACAUUUUUUUUCCAAUGUGGCCCAAAUACUGGUACUUUUUGUCCGCCUCUCAGCCCAUAAGAAAACAUUGUGAUGUCAUUCAUUCCAAAUAAAUGUUUAUUUUAUUUUAUGUUGUUCAGCUAAAAACACAAAUGCCCAAAUUGUCUGCUUCUUUUGUCUUCAUCGCAAAAAGAUCUUAUGUUAGUGUUUUUGAUAAUGAUAAUGAGCAUCGUUCCAUGUCCUCAAGUUGUUGUGUCCUUCCAGAAAUGACUUUCUCCGUGUUUGAUUGGCCAGAACUGUUGCCAGGUGCCGUGGCGCCCCCUAGUGCUUGCCAGCCGGUGGUGUGGGUGGGUUUUGUGGAUGUUUCCUUAGUCGGCAUCAAACGUAGCUACUUAUGAUGCGUGGAUGUUUGCCGUGUUUGACAAUCGCCUGUACGCCACCAUUCAUCCUCCAUUUUAUUCUAUUUGUGUAUAUUUCAAGGUUUUUUUUUUCACUGAAGAUGUAGCAGCAUCAAAGACCAAAUGGUUACUAUUCUAUUACAAUUCCUUGUAAAGUUUUAUAUUAAUUCUCGUACUUACAAUGAACUAUGUUUAAAAAAACAAAAUGGCUACAUCGCAAUACUUUGUGUUCUGUUUGAAAUGGCAAGCUGUCCUUGUAAACUAUUCCAUGUACGUCCGCCAGAGGACGCUGUCGCCGGCCAUAAAAGCCCCUGUAAGCUAAGCUGACUGUUUUCCAAAACUUUUUCAUGUAUUAAAUUUGUUAAAAACAGUAAUAGUGUGUAUGAAUGUAUGAUUGGUUUAUUUUUCAAUGGAGGAAAAUAAGCGAGUCGUUUUGCGGCCAUUUUAUUUUCUCUGUUCAAAGUCAACGAGACGAUGUGAGCGGAUUUUCCCCUCCGAGGUGACGUCAGUUAGGAAUGAAGGCAGCCAACCUGGCAACCACCUCAACAGCACAAACGUUACGAUUCCAUCUAACAUUGUCCAAACUAAGACGAGCAGUAAAAAAGUCCUACUGGAGGGGGGCAUGGGGGGGCGGAGCAAACGAGGGAAAACGUGAUGGCAAACGCAGACGACACCGGGCGUGUGCAAGACAAGCGUUCUUUAAAUAAUGACAGGUCUGCUGGGGUUCUACGGGGGGGUUGGAGUCGACGGGAACACCAGUGCAAGCGGUAAGCGGACGCGUUCCUAUUCAGUGUCUUAGUGUUCUUCUACUUCUCUUCGCACCAUUGGUUCUCUUUGCGUACCUGCGGGAGACAAAAAGACCACCUGGCGGUUAGGAGACGGAGACCACGUGAGGGGCCGCCUUUCA
Doryrhamphus excisus (bluestripe pipefish) is the source of this 4244-nucleotide messenger RNA. RefSeq names its product transcription factor 7 (gene tcf7). The record is from RefSeq and is a predicted model, not a curated record. Gene Ontology annotation, cellular component: beta-catenin-TCF complex; chromatin. Lineage: Eukaryota; Metazoa; Chordata; Actinopteri; Syngnathiformes; Syngnathidae. Gene Ontology annotation, molecular function: DNA-binding transcription factor activity, RNA polymerase II-specific; RNA polymerase II cis-regulatory region sequence-specific DNA binding. Gene Ontology annotation, biological process: canonical Wnt signaling pathway; regulation of transcription by RNA polymerase II.